This is a messenger RNA of Racocetra persica, 744 nucleotides long. NCBI's taxonomy places the organism in Eukaryota, Fungi, Glomeromycota, Glomeromycetes, Diversisporales, Gigasporaceae. The record is from the annotation of a GenBank genome assembly.
AUGUAUAAUGUCUGUGGAACAUCUAGACCAUCCGGUUCUUUAAUUGAUAAAUUUGAUUUUGAUGAAUUUACUGCUCUUGAUAAAAGAUUUUAUGUAUAUAAUUUAUUACAACAAAAGAAAAGUUUUAAAUCUUUAAAUUUAUUAGAUUUUUCUUUAUAUUUGAAACUUGUUUCUUAUCAUCCAUCUACUAUAGCCUCAACUUAUACACUUUCAAAUGAAAUAACUCUAACAAAAUUAAUAUCACCUUUUAAGAUUGAUUUUUAUCUUGUUAGAGUAUGUGAUCUUGAAACAGCAAAAAAAAAAAAUUUAACAAUAGAAGAUGUUUUGAAACAACCUAGAGAUAUAAAAAAUCAUCAGUUGAAAGAUAUUUAUGAUAUAUUAUUACAAUAUAGUGUACAAAUUAAUUGUUCAACUGAAUGUGUUUUUAACGAACAUGAAAUAGUAAUGUGUAAAAAAUUUUUAAAAGAAAAACAGAAAACAUGUGAAAUAUCUAGUAAUACAGGUGAAAAUGUAGUUUAUGAUACUGCUAAUUAUAGAUUGAUAAUUGUGAUUAAUUAUUUAGAAUGGAUGUAUCAAGAACGUUUUAGAGCUGAUAUGGAUAUAAAUAACAAAAUUAAGUUGGGAGAAACAUUUGAACAACUUGAUUCUGGUUAUCCAGUUUUUAUUUCAGGUGGAAAUAUUGAAAUAGCAUAUCAUCCAGAUUUGACACAAAUUAGCAGUAUUCAAGCGUUUUCCAAAAUAGUU